Messenger RNA from Cuscuta europaea, 10665 nucleotides. The record is from the annotation of a GenBank genome assembly. Lineage: Eukaryota; Viridiplantae; Streptophyta; Magnoliopsida; Solanales; Convolvulaceae.
CUACUAACUAACAUUCAAACAAACUAACAUGAUGACUAAUGAGUAAUGUACUAAUGUCCAGAAACAAAUCCAUCUUAUUCCAAGAACUUGCGUGUCGCGACGGCUGAGCCGCUGAGUAGCUGACGAGUGAAGAAGGAUACACUUAUGUGCUGAAUAGACAUAGUGAUUCCACAAGUCGAGACACACGACGUUGUCCAAAAGUCUUAUUCAAAUAUUUUUUAAAAUUAUAAAAAUGACUAAAUACACUAUCAUAUUAGGAAUAAGUGAUUUUAUAUCCAUGUUGUUUGAAUAAUUUUAUUUAUAUACGUUAGAGAUCACUAUUGAUUUAAGUAUUGUUGAGGGUAAGUCCCGUAGAUCCGAAAGCCCAACACGAACUUUAGAUAUAUCAGGAAUGGCCCAGAAUCAAAGUGUGUGAGAAAAUAUAAAAUCUGAAUUAACUAGAACUCGAAAACCCACUUGUAUUAAUUAACCAAUCUGAUUACAAAAGAUUUCCCGAUCAGUAAGUCAAAAACUAUGCUUUAAUACAAGAAAUAAGAGCAAAUGAUGCUAUUCUAGAGCUUGAGUAUCGAAAAUCUAACCCUUACAAUGACUUGAAACCUUCUAUUUAUACUAAUGGAGAGCAUGGGCUGCCUCUUGCUGAUUGGCUGUUGUUCCACCGACUUGGUCAUCCAUGCUUCCACUUGCUGAUGUCAUAGUCUGGCAUUAACUGCACCUGGCCACUUGCUGGUUGGCCGUUGUUCGAACGGGAUGUUGGUCCGUACUGAAGAUGCUGUCAAAUUGGCCCAAGUAUGAUAUAUAGCCCGAACCUCGUUCGGUAUGUUUUCUUAUUGGGCCAACCUUUAUUAGGGCCGAACCCCGUUCGGUAUGUCUCCUUACUGGACCUUUUCAUCAUGGAGUGAUGGGCCUGUUACUUGGGCCGGAUGCCUUGGGCCUUCCCGAUCUGGGUAUUGGGCCUCUAGGUCAAUAUCCCAACACAAGUCCCCCACUUCCGAUGUCUCGAACGAAGUGAGUGCAUCAGGAAGUAUACCAAUGUCAUAAUACCCCGAAUGGCGAUCGGGGUACAGAAGUAAUCAGUUCCUCAUGCUGCGAUUUGACGGCUGCCGCUUCAUUUCCCCAUAUUCACCAUGAUAAUCGUCGUUUAGUCUUUUCAUUAGACGCGUGUCUAGCUUAAAUGCCCCUAGUGAUGUGUCGCUCUCUGAUUGGUUCUCGACACGACGGUUUCAAGGCUAUAAAUUAGCCCUUAAUUCCUCGAUUCCGGGUUUCGACUCUGCAAUUCCUUGGCCUUCGUUGUUUUCUCUGCAAAUUUCCCCCUGCUUCCCUUGCUCAGGUAACUUCCCAACCUUGGAUUCCCCAUCUUCAUUUCUGGCUUCGAUCGAGAUGAGCCCCACAGAGCAUUCUUCUGAUUCGGAGAUGGCCUCUCAUGGGGAUGACCGUGACACCGCCAUGGUAGAUGCCAUCCCAGUUCCGUUUGCCGGUGUUUCUACCGAGACGGCGACGAAUACCAGGGCUGAGGCGGAGGACCUCCCUAGCACUUCUUCUUCCUCCAGUGAGGAUUCUGACGACACCAAGUCUGAGGACGAAUUGGCCUCCAUGGCGGCCGGACGUCCCAACGAUGUUCCUCGCCAUACUCUUGACCUAAAAUUGAUUAGGGAGAGGAGGCAAAAAUUGACCUCUCACAAUAGGGCCGAAAUUCCGGCCCUUAUCCCUGACCCGGUGGAUUUCCGUUUGCAAGCCGGGCUUCAUCCAAUGCGUCAUAGGCCCGGAAUGACCAUAGUCCACUUUGACUCAAUUAGGACCGGCCUUAGAUUUCCGCUACACCCUUUCUUUAUUUCUUUCAUUAAUUUCUACCAAAUUGUACCGACCCAGAUUAUGCCGAACUCUUAUCGAGCAAUGGCGGGUUUCAUUUGUCGUUGCAAAGAUGCCGGCGCCCGACCAACCUUAGAACUCUUCCACCAGUUCUUCAAAGUAGCCCCUCAACAAACCCAUGGCUAUCUGGCCACUAGUGCCCGAACGGGACACAUCCUGUUCAAAGGAAACCCAACUUCGAUCAAAGGGUGGAAAGACCGGUUUUUCUUCGUGUCCAUCCCGGACGGUCUGAUUCCCCGCAAGUGGAAUGCUUUUCCCCGCAAGACCCCUGAUCCUGUCCUGACUGAAGAAAUCUACAAGGACGUGCUCGCUGUGGAGAAGGAUAAAUGCAUGGACAUCAUGAAUUAUCUAACCCCCGAACGACUUAUACCAGCCGGGAUAGGUACUGCCCGUUCUCUUGGGUUUACUUGUUUUGAUAAACCAAGUGCCUUGGUCCGGGCGGUCCUUCCCGUGCGAGAAACGUUCCUUUAUUCUUUUUUCUAGUUUCUCACACGCUAGGGCCGCUCGAUACUAACAUUGUUCUUUGCCUUUUUUCAGCACCCAACCCAGAUCUUCCCAUGGAUGAUAGCAGAGUCAUCGCAGCCGGUGGGGGCGGAAAGCGGAAAAAAUCCCGGAAGAACCCCCAACCUACUCCCACCAUUGUUCCCGCUCAGGAGGCUGCCCCUUCUCAACCGCUCCCAGAACCUCAGCCAAUUCAGCAGGUCCACCAGGAUCAACUAGAGGCCAUGCUGCUUGAUGAUCGGUUCGGUUCUGACCAACUGCACCAAUUUUCCCAGCAUUUCGACUCCGUUCGGGGGGAAUCCUCGAAUGCUGGUGAGACACAUACUGACCACAUUACGGGUCAGGUCGAGCGGAUCUCCCUAUCCGACCCUGUUCAUGAGGUUUUAGAGAGGGCUGGAUCUACUGCGAGCCAGAUCUGGUCUACCUCCUCCUGGUUUAACAACUUUUCCCUCCCUCAGUUGCCGGUCGAGCAAUCUGAGGAAUGUUUGGCUCUGACUGCUCUGAAGGUACGUUGUCUCUUGCGCUUUGUCUUAAUUUUAUUCUCUGUCAUCAGUACUAAUUCUCGAACGGUAUUCUGUAGAUGGGCUUGUACACCCUUCAGAUGCGGGAGGCCCGCCUGGCCAAAGAGCGGGAACUGAUUGUUGCCCAGUCUUCUGCUGAGCAACAUGCUGCUGCUGCCGUCGCCUCUCUGGAGGCCGAACGGAAAACCUUUGCUGAGGAAAAGCAGAGGCUGGAUGCUGAAGUCGGUACCCUUCGGGUCCAACUCGCAGCUUCCCAGGCGAAGAUCCUUUCCGCUGAGGCAGCUCGGGUCAGAUUCGAAGAACUGCCAUCCAGUAUCCCGGACGGUCCCUACGAAGUGAACGUGGAUCUGUCCACCGUCCGGGACAUGUUUAAAUCCUCCGAUGAAUUCUCCCUCAUCAAGGAUGAACAUGCCAGGGCCCAAAUCCCGUUCGCCUUUGGGGCGUAUUUGAAGGAUUUCCCCAAAGGUGCCGGUCGGCUAUCGGCCGGGGUGGCCCUCUUGGAUAAGGACCCGGAGGCCAAGAAAUGGAACGACUCCAUUGUCUCCGAUCUUUAUGGCAAAAUUGGCCAGGUCUUGCUGCGUCCCUUCAUCACUCAGCUCCAAAAUCAACUGGGGAGACCGGUUCAGGCCUCUGAUCUCCCCACAGAUGACAUCAUCCAGGCGCAGUUCGAGAAAUACCUGCGAGCCCAGCAACGGGAAGCUGAUCUAGCUGCGGGAAAAGAGCCUGAACCCCCAUCUGAUGAUGAUGAGGAUGAGGAUGAAGAGGGAGAUGACAUGGCCCCCAGUCAAUAAUUCAUAUGUACUUUUUCAUUACUUGUUGUAAUUUUCUUUUUCUCUAAAUAGCUUGUACUUCCCGGUCAGUAGAACCGACGAAUAUAUAUCCCUCUUUUGUCUGAAACUUUCUGUGCUGUCUUUUCUGUUUUCAAUGCAUGAUUUACUCGUCAUUCGGGAUUCGGCCUGUUCUGUAGGACUUAGCAAUUUCCUAACUUAUUCCUUGCUCAAAUAUUCUUAAUGCCGUUGAUAGCCGUUCGGGCUUCAUACCAAAUUUUAGGACUUAGCAGUUUUCUCGGUUUUCUUUGCGCUUGGACUCCUUCAUAACAUUGAUAGCCGGUCGGGCUUCAAACCAAUUUUUAGGACUUAGCCAUUCUCCUCCAGAUGACCUUUUAUAAUACUGUCGGCCGGUCGGGCUUCGGGUUAACAUUUAGGCCUUAGCAUUUUUCUUCCAGAUAACCUUUUAUAAUACUGUCGGCCGGUCGGGCUUCGGGUUGACAUUUAGGCCUUAGCAUUUUUCUUCCAGAUACCCUUUUAUAAUACUGUCGGCCGGUCGGGCUUCGGGUUGACAUUUAGGCCUUAGCAUUUUUCUUCCAGAUAACCUUUUAUAAUACUGUCGGCUGGUCGGGCUUCGGGUUGACAUUUAGGCCUUAGCAUUUUUCUUCCAGAUACCCUUUUAUAAUACUGUCGGCCGGUCGAGCUUCGGGUUGACAUUUAGGCCUUAGCAUUUUUCUAAACAGCAAGCCCCUGUGGCUUUUGCUAAUCCUCUGUAAGCCCGUCCGGGGUACGUGCACAAAAAAUGAAACAUAAAUGCCCCAAUUUUAAUCGUAAUCACCAAAUGCCACGUGUUGCUCAUGGAUUAGGGGGUCGUGCGGUGCUUUCCCUAUUUAUAGAGAGGUGCUUCCCCUAAUUCCUCCUGCUGUUUUCUCAUUUUUCUUUUGAGCUUUCUCUCUCUAGAAUUCCUUUGCAUACUCUCAAGCCUUUUCUCUCUAGAAUUCCCCAAUUUCCUCCAGCGUUUUUAUGUACUACUCCUCUAGCUCAGAAUCUGAAGAGAUGCCUUUGAUCCGCAAAAGCAAAACAUCCGCUGGUAACCAGGCCGAAGGCUCUUCGUCCCAAACACCCAAACCUGCCAAUACUCAGGUCAGCAAACAUACCGAACAGCCGCAGGAGGAUGGAUGUCUGUCGGGAGAUGACCUCCAGGUUUACAACAAGGGGAUGCCCGAACGGCCACCCCGCAUUCCCCUACAUUUCAAUCGCAUACACAAACACAAGCAACGUCUCCCAGAAGAUGUUGAACGGAAACUUAGCCAGUUGUUGCCCCCACCAAGGGAAUACUAUGCCGGAUUCAUUCGGCAUCCUAUGAGGCACAGACCGGGGCACGUGCUAGUGCACCUCGAUGCCCUGACUGCUGGACUUCGGUUCCCUCUCCACUCAUUCAUAGUGGAGUUCUUACGCCGGGUUGCUGUACUGCCCGCUCAGUUCGUGCCCAGCACCUACCGUAUUCUGACAGGCUUCAUUAUCCGGUGCCACGAGUUGAGGAUCACCCCGAGCGUCGAUCUAUUUCUUUAUCAUUACUGCUAUCAGCCCUACUGGACGACCGGGUACUUGAAGCUAGUAGCCCGUUCUGACCGUCAGCUGUUCACAGAGAACGUUACCCCCGCAGGCUGACUGGGAAGAGCGGUUUUUGUUCGUUCGGGUAGGUGAUUCUUUGCCAUUCCCGGACCGGUGGAACGCAUAUCCCGUCCGGGAUUCCCUGCCCAGGGUGGAUGCCGUUCUACGCUCCCAGGCUGAGUCUCUGCGAAUGGGAGGGACCAGAAGUCUUCGCAGCUUUGUCACUGCCUCGAGCAUGUUAUCUGCUGGAAUUGGUAAGCAUAGUAGGGUUUUAACCCGAUCAUCCUUCGCUCUCGCAAUUCAACUUUCUUAUUUUUUAUUUCUCUUUCUUGUAGGUGUGAUCUCUCCCAUACCAGUCCGGCGUUCCAUCUCCUCUGCUAAAGGGAAAGAGAAGAUGAUAGCCGAUCGUGAUUCGGCGGAGCAAACCCGAAAAAAGUGCAAAGGAAAUGAUGGCGAUCAUCUGAUCCCGAUCGACCAUGUGGUUGACUUGACCAGGCCGGAGGUUGAGCCCAAAAGAUCAGUACCUGCCAACAAACCAACUCCGGUUCUUACUGCCACACCGAUCGAUGAUCGGAUGUUUGUUGAGUUCUCAAAUAUGGGGCCCAGAUCGGAAGGGAGGUAUCUGUUCGGGUUGAUGCCAACUUCUAUGUGGUGUCAUACCGCGAUCAAAGUUCCCCCGAGCUUCACUAACUUGACUCACUGGUCGGACCUUUUCGAAGCAGGUCACCAGGAAGCACUCAAGGUACAUUUCAGUCCGACCCAUACCUUUCUAUUACUCAUGCUUUACCUUUUCUGACUUUCAUUGUAACCUUGUUUUCAGGCUGGCGUGUACUAUCACAAAGCCUUUCUCGCUGCUGAGAAGGAGAUGAAAGCCCUGGCCAGUGAUCGGGAUGACGGCCAGGUCCUUCUUUCCGCCGCUCGGAAGUUAGCGACCGACCUCCAGGAGCAGGCCAAAGAGGGUGAGAAAGCAAAAGCUGCCCUGGCCGAGAUGCAGGAGACGUCCCGUCGUCGCGACCGGGAGCUCAAAGAACUCCGGGCCAAGGUACGGGCUGCUGAAUCUGCUGGCAUUAAAUUUGAUAAGGCUGUCGGAGAUCAUCUGCCCGAACCCUACACGGUCAAUACCUCUCAGAUUGCUCAGCAAUCGGUAGUGGAUUUCCAACGGGGCAAGGCGCUGAACCUCGCUCUGGAUAAUACGGCCCGACAAUUCCUAGGUCCUCACCUUGGCCAAUUUUUGCGUGAGAGCUCAGAUCCCAUCAAGGCAGGGAUCGACCUCCUGGACAGCACGCCGGAAGGGAAAUCUUUCUUGGAUGUCCUGACCGAGAAAACCGUCAAGCAAAGUCAGGACCUGCUUCUGGAUAGGAAUCUUGAACUGAUCUUAGAGCAUUUCCCCAAGCCGUUCGAUCCUGAUGAACUAGGCUUCGAUGAUCUGUUCGGGAAUACGUAUGAUCGCGUCAUGGAGAAAAGAUCCAAAGCAGCGCCUGACGAUGCAGUGCAGGCAGGGAGCUCUCAGCCUACAUCCUCCCCGAAUGGCGAUCAUCCAUUAGUAUAGCCUUUCCUUAUCUGUUGUCUCCUUUCUUGUAUAUUUGUUUUUGUAUAUUCCGGCUAGUAACGCUGAAGAAUAAACUGGACUUUUUUCCUUUGUCUGUUGCACUUUUUCUAUUCCUUUGAUUUUGUCCACAAUCUUUUCUACAUGGCCGAACCUCACUCGGCUUAUGUAUCUUUAUAUCUGACACCUUUUCCGAACCCGUUUUGAUCCCUUUUCCUGUUCGUGAUGCACGGGUUCAAAACUCUUAGCUGAGGUGAAUUCCUCCAAGCCGUUUUGAUCGUGACCACAGGGUCAAACUCUCGGCUGGGAUAGGGGCUCCCUUCAAACUGUUAACACGUUCGACAUUCGGUCAUCCGGAAUGACUUCACGUGUUAACAAGCUGAGGUGAGACUCUUUUCAUAAUUGUUCUGACACCUUCCCGAACCCGUUUUGAUCCCUUUUCCUGUUCGUGACGCACGGGUUCAAAACUCUUAGCUGAGGUGAAUUCCUCCAAGCCGUUUUGAUCGUGACCACAGGGUCAAACUCUCGGCUGGGAUAGGGGCUCCCUCCAAACUGUUAACCCGUUCGUCAUUCGGUCAUCCAGAAUGAUUUCAUGCGUUAAUAAGCUGAGGUGAGGCUCUCUCCUUCCAAACCCAUAAUUCCGAUGCAUUCCGAACUGUUUUCUCUGGCUCGUAUCAUCCAUAUUAGGGGUCUGAGGUAACCCUUUUCGGACUGUAAGCAAGAUCGCCGAAGUUGGGUCAUUUCUUACUUAUAGCUAAAAGGGCGACUAGCUUCCAAGUCAAGUUUUAUGACUGAGGCGAGAUUUUUCAAAACCAUAGUUUCGAUUCCCCGGACGACAAUCCGUACCUUAUCCGAACGUCGCUCGGUUAAUCCAUAUCUUACAGUCUUGACACCAUCUCCAAGCCAUUUUGAUCCCUUUGCCCGUACGUAAUUACAUGGUCGACUUUGGCUAAGUUGACGACUCAGCUCCCUCCAAGCUGUUAACCCGUUCGUCAUUCGGUCAUCCAGAAUGAUUCUACGUGUUAACAAGCUGAGGUGAGAAUCACUGUCCUUCGAACUCCAGGCCAUUUUGAUCCCUUCAUCAAUGCGUAAUUACAGGGUCAAAACUCUUGCUGAAAUGUAUGGCUCCCUCCAAACUGCUAAUAUGUUCGUCAUUCGGUUUUCCAGAAUCGAUUCUCAUAUUAACCGCUGAGGUGAGACUAUCUGAGCGUCAAACUCCCAGUCGUUUGGCUGAGAAUGACCUUCCUUCCAUGGAAUUAACCCGUUCGUCAUUCGGUCAUCCGGAAUGAUUGAGUUAACCAUGGGCACCGAUUUUCUGAGCCUCAAUUCUUCAAGCCAUUUUUGAUCCCUUUAUUCUUACAUAAAUCUAGGGUCAAAAACUCUCUAAACUGAGAAUUGAUUUUCCUUCCAUGGAAUUAACCCGUUCGUCAUUCGGUCAUCCGGAAUGAUCGAGUUAACCAUGGGCACCGAUUUUCUGAGCCUCAAUUCUUCAAGCCGUUUUUGAUCCCUUUAUUCUUUCGUAAUUCUAGGGUCAAAAACUCUCUAAACUGAGAAUUGAUUUUCCUUCCAUGUUGUUAACCCGUUCGUCAUUCGGUUAUCCGGAAUGAUCGAGUUAACCAUGGGCUGAGUUUGUGGAAGUUAUGUCUCCCUCUCUAUAUUUUUUUUUAGAGGUGGCAACAGCCGUUUUUACUGAUAAAAUCUCCUCAGAUGCUCUACAUUCCAGGUUCCUUCCGGUCGGCCUUCGGUAUUUUGUAGGCCAAACGUUCCUGAAGCAUACUUCUUACAUACUUGGUAGGGGCCUUCCCAAUUUUGUGCCAUUUUGCCCCCUUCGAGCGGUUUGCUUUUCUCUCUCUUUCUUAGUACCAGGUCCCCUACCUCGAUUGAACGAACUUUAACCUGCUUAUCGAAGUAUCUUCUUGUGGCUCUGUGAUACUCUUCCAUUCGUGCCGCUGCCAGAUCCCUCCUUUCUUCUACGAAAUGCAAUUCGGCGCGUAAGUUAUCUUCAUUCUGUUCUGGGCUGUAAUGCACCGUUCGGUGUGUGGGAACUAGGAUCUCCGUUGGUACUUUGGCUUGAAAACCAUAGGCAAGGGCAAAUGGAGUCUCUCCCGUGGCCGUUCGGGGUGUGGUCCUGUAAGUCCAUAGAAUGUAAUUCAACUGAUCAGGCCACGACGAGGAGUAUUCUUCCAGCUUCUUCUUCAUGCCAUCCAUGAUGGUUCGGUUCAUAUUUUCUACCUGGCCAUUUGCCUGAGGGUAUGCGACGGAUGCUCUGGAAUGCUUGAUCCCCCAUUUGACCAGGUAGUUAUCAAAAUUCCGGCUCACGAACUGCCUUCCAUUGUCAGUUAUAAUCUAUUCAGGGAUUCCGAACCGGCAAAUGAUAUUUUUCCAAACAAACUUCUGGCAUUUUACAUCUGUGAUGCUGGCCAGUGGCUCGGCCUCUACCCAUUUGGUGAAGUAAUCUAUCCCCACAAUGAUGUACUUUUUGUUUCCGGGUGCAGUAGGUAGAGGACCUAACAGGUCUAUUCCCCAUCUUGCAAAUGGAAGGGCCACCGUCAUUGGAGUGUAGAAAGUGGCAGGCCGUCCGGGAACCGGUGCGUAUAAUUGGCAUACCUUACAUUUCCUGGUAUGCGCGAAGCAGUCCUGUUGGAUAGUUAGCCAAUAAUAUCCUUGCAAGAUGAUUUUUCUGGCCAGCGUCUUGGGCCCUUGGUGACUGGAACAGAUACCUUCAUGAAUCUCUUCCAUUACAGCUGCCGCUAGAUCGGGUGGGAGGCAUUUCAGAUACGGUCCCCCAAAUGUCUUUUUGUACAGCUGCCCGUCCACCAACUCGAACAUGGAAGCCCUCCCCUGGAUGCAUUUUAUUUGAUAAGUAGGAUUUUUAUCUUGCGGGAGGGUUCCGUCUUUUACGUAGUUGGUCAUAUCCACGACCCAGCUCGGGAUGGCGUAAGAUAUGGCCUCGAUCUGGAGAACCAUUAUUGUUGGGGUUGCCAAUGUUUCCCGAUGGGCAAAACGUUGGAUAUGAGCCGGGAUCUCCUGUGCCCGAUCGUCGAACGCUGCAUGUUCUAGUUUGGACAGGAUAUCUGCUUCAGUAUUUUCGAUUCUGGAUAUCUGGUCGAGCACCACCUGUUCAAAUUUAUGUAUCUGCUCCUCGACCAUUUCCUUGUAUGCCUUCAUCCUUUCUUCUUUGGCCUCAGCCGUGCCGUUCACUUGAUGUACCACCAGUUGACUGUCCGAUCUCACUUUUAACCGAUCGGCGCCCAGGGCCCUUGCAUACUUUAAACCAGCAAUGAGAGCCUCAUAUUCAGCCUCAUUGUUGGUCACCUUGAAAUCAAAAUGAAUGGAAUAAUACGCUUUGAACCCCUCGGGCGAUGUGAUCACAGCUCCAGCUCCACAACCUUUGGCACUAGAUGCUCCAUCCACGUACAUUUCCCACCAGUUAUCCAGCCCGUCGUUCUCUGAAUCUUUUUCUGAGGGCCGGGCGGUACAUUCUGCAAUGAAAUCUGCCAGGGCCUGCCCUUUGAUAGUAGGCCGGGGUUUGAAAUCUACCUCGUACUGCCCGAUCAGGAGACUCCACUUGGUAAUGCGCCCACUUGCCAUAGGAUUUCUCAAGAUGGUGGAUAAUGGUUGGGUAGUAUAUACAGUUACCGGGUGGGUUUGGAAAUACGGGGCCAGGCGUUUAAUGGCAGCUAUCAGGGCCAGUAUAUUCUUUUCUAGCAAGGUGUACCUGGUUUCCGGGCCGUUCAACGCCUUGCUCACAAAAUAGAUUGGCCGUUGAACGCCAUCUUCUUCUUUCAGCAGAACCGUGCUUACGGCCAAGUCGGCUACAGCCAGGUACAUAUACAGAUGUUCCCCUGGU